This is a messenger RNA of Trichoderma asperellum CBS 433.97, 4884 nucleotides long. RefSeq names its product putative PKS/NRPS-like protein biosynthetic cluster. The record is from RefSeq and is a predicted model, not a curated record. Gene Ontology annotation, cellular component: fatty acid synthase complex. Lineage: Eukaryota; Fungi; Ascomycota; Sordariomycetes; Hypocreales; Hypocreaceae. Gene Ontology annotation, molecular function: 3-oxoacyl-[acyl-carrier-protein] synthase activity; holo-[acyl-carrier-protein] synthase activity; fatty acid synthase activity. Gene Ontology annotation, biological process: long-chain fatty acid biosynthetic process.
AUGACCAAGACAUUUGACUUCACAACGACCUCUUCCUCUACGGAGGAGAGCGACCAUGAGGUUGCUCGAACGCUCCUCAUCGAGCUCUUGGCACAUCAGUUUUGUUAUCCUGUCCAAUGGAUCGACACUCAAGACUUUGUUCUGGGGCAACGCGACACCCAACGUUUGAUCGAGAUGGGCCCAGCGAAUACCCUAGCUAACAUGGCGAAGCGAACUAUCGCCCUAAAAUAUGCCUCCAAAGACACAGCUACCGAUCUAUCUCGUGAGCUACUCACCUUUCACCAAAACCUCGACGCCAUAUCAUACAACAAACAACAGCUUAUUGAGGUUGGGAAUAAUGCACCCUCAUCUCCAUCCGCUGGUACAACAAAGACAACUUCCUCUGAGGAAGCAGUCCCUCGCCCAUCUCAGAGCAUUAAUACCAUUCUUGAUAAUGUAACGGCAGCACAACCAACACAUCAUUCUGCUGAGAUUGAAGAUUCACCUCCCACGACAUUUGACAUCGUUGCUGCCAUAAUUGCUGUUGCCCUCAAGAAGCCUUUGAACAGCUCCAGCAUGACGCAGUCUAUCAAAAUCCUUUGUGCAGGCCGGUCGACCUUGCAGAAUGAGAUUCUUGGCGAUCUCGAUACAGAAUUUGGUUCAUUGCUGCCUGACAGCGCCGAAGAUAUGGCGUUGGAGGCGCUCUGCCAGGGUCUGCAGUCCAGGUACUCUGGAAAGCUGGGCAAAAAGUCAAACUCUCUCAUUGAUAGAAUGACAUCACAGAAGUUGCCUGCCUCUUUCCAAGCUUCCGUAGUGCGUAAGUAUUUAAAGCAAACUUGGGGGCUUGAAGCAGGUCGUCAGAAUAGUAUUCUCUUGAGGGCAGUCAACGAGCAACUGGAGAAUCGUUUGAAAGAAGACGAAGCAAAGGCCUUCUUCGAUAGCAUUGUUACGAAAUACUUGGAUCAGCACGGUCUUAAGCUCCCUGUCAAUGUGUCAGGGUCCUCUGCCACUAGUGGUGCUCCGGCAAUGAUUAGUACAGAAGCCCUCGAUCAUAUAGAAGGAAGGCAGAGAAUGGCCUGGGAAGAACAAGCCGCACUUUACACAAGACUUCUCGGUUUCAACAUGCACGAGUCCCGGGAUACCAUCAGCAACCUUGAACAGCGCAUACUUGAGUUGGAACAACAGAUCGACGGGUGGAUGGCAGAGCACGGGGAAGUGUAUUCUUCUGGUGUGCUACCCAUAUUUACACCGCUCAAGACCAGAGUCUUUGACUCUUGGUGGAACUGGGCCAUGCAAGAUCUCUUGCAAUUGGUUGCUCUAGCCACUAAGCCCGUCAGUCACGCCCAAGAUAAAGAUGACGAUGAAACUCUGGGUCAACUCAGUCAAAGGAUAGCCAACAGGACCCAUGAAAGGCUUCUCAAGGUCGUGCGAUAUCUGACCGGGACAACACAAGAUGCGCAGGUUGCUGCGGUGCUACGCGGCGUGCUCUCGCAAUGCGAAGCUCGAGUCAAUGCUCCUGCAUUGGUACGCUACCCAAGUGUCUCCUGGGCUCCAAGCACCGUGGUGGAGGCAAACGGAAAGAUUUCUUAUCGUCAGACUCGGCGACCUCUCGCCGCAUACGCUUCUACGGGCGAGCUUGACCUACGUCACCUCCAGCUUGGCCGGAAGAGGCCAGAUGGCUGGCAAUACCGAGAAGAGCUUUCAUCUACGCUGCGACAAGUACUCAUUGAAUCAAGAUACUUGGGGUUAUCACUGGCAGAGCAAACCGUUCUCGUCACGGGCGCCGGCCCAGGCUCAAUCGGUUGCGAGCUCGUGGGCCAGUUGCUGUCUGCAGGCGCCACUGUUGUGCUUACGAGCAGUUCCUACUCCCCGGCCAUCACAAAAUUCUUUCAGGACCUGUACGCCGCCCGUGGAGGAAAGAAAUCCAAGCUGAUCCUUGUUCCUUUCAACCAGGCGAGUGUCCGAGACUUAGCAGCGCUAGCCCAGUACAUAUAUGCUGAGGACGGACUGAACAUGGAUCUCGAUUUUGUGAUCCCAUUCGCAGCCAUAUCAGAGAACGGACGUUGUAUAUCUGAUAUUGACGCUAAAUCAGAGCUCGCUCAUCGCUUGAUGCUCACAAAUACCAUUCGUCUUCUGGGGCAUAUCAAACAGCAGAAGCAAAGCCGGGGCAUCAUCACACGGCCUGCCCAGGUAAUCGUUCCUCUCUCGCCAAAUCAUGGCAGUCUGGGCAACGAUGGUCUCUAUGCAGAGUCAAAACUCGGACUUGAGAGUCUUUUAAACAAAUUUCACUCAGAAGACUGGGCUCAAUACCUCCAGGUCUGCGGUGUCAUCAUUGGAUGGACCAGAGGGACAAGGCUGACAUCUGAUAUCGACACAGUAGCACAGGGGAUGGAGGAGCGUGGUAUUCGAACCUUCUCACAGGAUGAGAUGGCUUUCAACAUUCUAGCACUACUAAGUCCACCUAUCACUCAGCUGUGCAUGGACGAGCCGUUAGUUGCUGAUUUCAGUGGAGGCAUGGGUCGUUUCCCGGACAUCAAGGGUGUAACCAACGACAUCCGUGGUGCAAUUCAGCAACUCAGCGAAGAUCGGCGGGCCGUAGCCCAGGAUUUAGUAGACCACGAGGGCAAUUCGGGCACCAGGACGACCGACGAGCCGGUGCAGAUCAAUCCUGAGCUCCGCUUCCCUCCACUGCCAGAGUGGGAAAGUGAGAUUCAGCCUCUCGCUGCUCAGUUGGAAGGCAUGGUAGAUCUGGAUCGCGUCGUCGUCGUUGCUGGGUUUGGUGAGGUCGGACCUUUCGGCAGUUCGCGAGUCAGAUGGGACAUGGAAGUGAAUGGACGACUCUCUCCAGAGUCUUGCAUCGAGCUAGCCUGGGCCAUGGGCUUGAUCAAGGCCCAUUCGGGUGUAAUAGACGGGCAGCUCUUCUCGGGCUGGUUGGAUAAAGAGACUGGGAAACCCAUUGCAGACACAGCAAUCCGAGAAAAAUACGAAAACUUCAUGCUGGAGCACGCUGGCAUCCGUUUCAUGGAGCAAGUGCGAGGUUCUCCUUCGUGGAGUGCUGCCGAAGCUCUUCAUGAGAUUGAGAUCACUAGAGAUCAUGAGCCUUUGGAGGUUAGCCGUGAAAUAGCACUGCAGCUCAAAAAGGCACAUGGAGAUAACAUCCAUCUGACGCCAAUAGAGCAAGAUGACAACCGCAUGAAAGUGGUGCUCACCAAGGGGGCCAAGAUCAUGAUUCCCAAGCUCAUCGCCACGCAGCACACCGUCGGCGGCCAGAUCCCCGUGGGCUGGGAUGCCCGAACAUACGGCGUCCCUCAAGAUGUCGUCAGCCAGGUGGACCGAGCGACUCUCUAUGCACUUGUAGCAGCCGCUGAAGCGCUGCAAUCUGCUGGUAUCGACGACGCAUUCGAUUUCUACAACUAUAUCCAUGUCGGUGACGUUGCAAAUUGCGUUGGGUCCGGACUUGGAGGCUCUCAUAGCUUCGGCAAUAUUUUAAAAGGACGCUAUAAGGAUGAACCAGUGUCUAAGGACGUGCUCUCAGAAGUUUUCAUCAACUCUGGUACCGCAUGGAUCAACAUGCUACUUUUAUCAGCAUCAGGGGCCAACCGAACGCCGGUUGGAGCGUGCGCUACAGCUAUGGAAUCCCUAGACACAGCCUGCGACCUGAUUCAAACAGGCAAAGCCAAAGUGUGCCUAGUAGGCGCAUUCGAUGAUAUGAUGAAAUCAAUAGCGGACGAAUUCGCCAAUCUACAGGCGACCAUUAACGUGGACCAAGAUUUGGCUGCAGGCCGCGAGCCCAAGGAGAUGAGCCGGCCAGCGACUUCAACCCGUGCAGGCUUUGUGGAGUCUGAAGGAGCGGGAAUCCAAGUGGUAACAUCUGCGAGCGUGGCCUUAAAAAUGGGCCUUCCGAUCCAUUGUAUCAUUGCAAUGAGCUUCAUGGCCAUGGACAAAGCCGGUCGCUCGAUCCCUGCGCCUGGACGUGGACUCUUGGGUGCUGCGAAACAGACACUAUCACCCAACGGAGGUUUGGACUCACCCUGGAUGAGCAUGGCAUUCCGUCGCCAGGCGCUCCAAAAUCGACUGAAGCGGAUUCAGGAGAUGCGCAAGCUUCAUGUUGACUGCCUUGACCAGGAGCUGGCCGAUAUGGCUGCCUUGUCUGACACACCACAGUCAGUCACUGAGGAGCACCGAACACGACGACUCGCAGAUAUCGAACUUGACGCUGAGCGUGAUCGCUGCGAGGCACGCAAUCGGUACGGCAAUCGAUUCUGGACACACGAUGAACGCAUCUCACCAAUCCGCGGCGCCCUCGCUGUAUGGGGUCUGACCGUGGAUGACCUAGAUGUCACAUCCUUCCACGGCACGUCCACAAAGGCCAAUGAAAAGAAUGAGGCCGGGCUGGUCAAUGCACAGCUGCGGCACCUCGGUCGCAAGGAGGGCAAUAUCAUCCCUGUCGUGUUCCAGAAAUCCUUGACCGGGCACCCGAAAGGACCAGCAGGUGCAUGGAUGUUGAAUGGGUGCAUUCAGAUGAUGCAUGACGGACGCAUUCCCGGCAAUCGGAAUGGUGACAACAUAGACAGCGAGCUGCAACAGUGCGAAUACCUCAUUUUCCCCAACAAGACAUUAAGCAAGCCUAACAUGAAGGCGUUUGCUCUGCAAUUGUUUGGCUUUGGACAGAAAGGCGGUAUGGCCAUUGGAGUUCAUCCGCGAUAUCUCUACGCCACGAUACAGCGAAGCGAGUUUGAAGCGUACAGCAAAAAGGUGCGCCAGCGAGAGCGAAAAGCCACGCGCCGAUUUCACCAUGGCAUCUUUACCAACAGCAUAUUCCGCGCCAAACAGGCUCCGCCUUACGCGCCAGACCAAGAGAUGAAUGUCCUUCUUAAUCCGACAUAUCGAACGAGUCUCGGGUAG